AACUGCCUCACCCUUCAUUUACUGCAUUAAUUUGUUCACUUGAUGAUUUAGUUCCAGUGGUUUUCUGUGAGAUUCACUAUCAUCCGUUUGUCCUGCAGAAGCAGCUGAAGGAGAUGCAGAAGACGCUCCAGCAGAGAGAGAAAGAUCUUCAGCAGCUGAGAGAGACUGUGGAGUCUCAUAAGCGCUCUGCACAGACAGCAGUGGAGGACAGUGAGAGGAUCUUUACUGAGCUCAUCCGCUCCAUUGAGAGACGCCGCUCUGAGCUGAUACGGCUGAUCAGAGAUCAGGAAAAGCAAGCAGUGAGUCGAGCUGAAGGACGACUGGAGCGACUGGAGCAGGAGAUCAAUGAUCUGAGGAGGAGAGACGCUGAGCUGGAGCAGCUUUCACACACACAGGAUCACAUCCAGUUCCUGCAGAGUUUCCAGUCUCUCUCAGCUCCUCCUGAAUCUACAGACGUAAACAAUGAUCUUUUCAGUUCUCUCGUCUCUUCUGAUGCUCUGAGAGAAUCUGUCCAUCAGCUGAGAGACAAACUGGAAGAUUUCUGCAAAGAGCAGCUCAAGAAGAUCUCAGACAGAGUCACACUCACCAACAUUGUUCCCAGGACCAGAAACGACUUCCUACAAUCUGGGGCGUAUUACUACACCCAGCCCCAGUUCAAGCCCCCUUUUGCCCCGGCACCCAUCAUCAUGAAUCCCGCCCUCCAGCAGCAGCAGGCCCCACAACCUCAAAUUCAGCAAACUCUGCCCAGACGGGAACGCAAGCAGGCUUUCUGGAAGCUCACAGCUGGACCGGUGGACUUUGAGUCCUCGAGUCUUGCUCUCAACCAUCAGUGA
Messenger RNA from Onychostoma macrolepis, 833 nucleotides. RefSeq lists its product as uncharacterized. The transcript is spliced from 6 exons. Bases 114 to 833 code for a protein of 239 amino acids. Lineage: Eukaryota; Metazoa; Chordata; Actinopteri; Cypriniformes; Cyprinidae. The record is from RefSeq and is a predicted model, not a curated record.